This is a messenger RNA of Micropterus dolomieu (smallmouth bass), 4039 nucleotides long. RefSeq lists its product as uncharacterized. The record is from RefSeq and is a predicted model, not a curated record. Gene Ontology annotation, biological process: regulation of apoptotic process; inflammatory response; innate immune response. The transcript is spliced from 23 exons. NCBI's taxonomy places the organism in Eukaryota, Metazoa, Chordata, Actinopteri, Centrarchiformes, Centrarchidae. Bases 4 to 3477 code for a protein of 1157 amino acids. Gene Ontology annotation, cellular component: cytoplasm.
ACGAUGGUGUCUGUUAUAGAGCUGCUUCUGGAAACACUGACUGAUUUAAGUGUCGGGGAGUUUGAGAGGUUCAAAUAUUUCCUCAAUCAAACUGACCUACACAGACACUUCUUAGACAUCCCAUGCUGGCUGCUUAUUAUGGGUGACAUGCAGUACACAGUGUUUUCAAUGGUGCAGAUAUACGGCCAGCAGUCUGCGGAGAAGAUCAAGGAGGUUUUAAAGAGGAUGGAGAGGAUGGAUCUGGUACAGAGGUUGUCAGACACCUGCUCAGGAGCCAAAAAAAAACACUCUGUCGAUGAACGCCUGUCUGCACUGAUCCACAAGGUGGCAACAAUGGCGGCUAUUAAACAGCUGCUUUUGGAAACACUCAGAUAUUUGAGUUACUCUGAGCUGAACAAGUUCAAGUGGUUGCUGCAGUUUGGGUUCUUCCAUAGGAGCCUUCCAGACAUCUCAUGGAAAUUGAUGCUGAUGACAGACAGGACAGACGAACUGGUGGAUAUGAUAAUGAAGAUGUUCUGUCAACAGUCUGUAGAGGUGACCUUGGAGGUUUUCAUGGACAUGAACAGGACUGAUCUCGUGCAGAGGUUGUCAGAGACCAGCUCAGGACCCAAAGCUGAAGGAUCAUCUGCUGAAGCCUUUGGUGUGAAUACCACAGAGAAAGUUCCUGUAUCAACAGAGAAACACUCUGUGGAUGAGCAUUGGCCUGCAGUGACUGAAAAAGUAGAAACAAUGGCAUCUGUUAUAGAGCUGCUUCUGGAAACGCUGGCUGAUUUGAGUGGAGGGCAGCUCAAGGACUUCAUAUAUUAUGUCUUCCUGAGUCAAAUUCAGUGUUUCUCAGACAUCACAGUAAUGCUGCUGGAGGCAACAGACAUUCAGGUUACAGUGAUUUUAAUGGUGCAGCUCUAUGGCCAACAUUCUGUGGAGAAGACCAAGGAGGUUUUAAAGAUGAUAGAGAGGACUGAUCUGGUGCACAGGUUGUCAGACAGCAGCUCAGGACCCAAAAAGAAACCUUCUGCAGAUGAACACCGGUCUGCACUGAUCCAGAGAGUUGCAACAAUAGCAGCUGUUGAACAGCUGCUUUUGGAAACCCUGAAUGAUUUGAGUAACAAGGAGCUCAAGAAAUUCAAGGAGUUCCUGCAGUGGAUUGUCUCCCAGAAGGACCUCCCAUACAUCUCAUGGACGUUGAGACACACAGCCAGAGCAGAAAUAGUCAGUCUGAUGGUGGAGAACUAUGGCCAACAGUCUGUGGAGUUGACCAGGGAGGUUUUGAAGAAGAUGAACAGGACUGAUAUGAUGGAGAAAUUGUCAAAACCCAGCUCCGCACUCAAAAAGAAACACUCUGUGGAUGAACAUCGACCUGCACCAUUCGAGAGAGCAGCUGUUGAACAGUUUCUUUUGGAAACACUGAAGGAUUUAAGUCACAGGGAGCUCGAGAAGUUCAUGCGGUUGCUGCAGUUCACGUACUUCCAAAAGAGUUUCCCACAAAUCUCAUUAAGUCAAUUGAACUGUGUAAAAAGUGAAGAUGAACUAGUGCGUCUAAUGGUGCAGACCUGUGGCGAGCGGACCGUGGAAGUGACCAAGGAGGUUUUAAUGGACAUAAACAGGACUGAUCUGGUAGACAGGUUGUCAGAGACCAGCUCAAGAUCCAAAGUGGAUUUCCAGUCUGAAUGGUUUCAGAAAGAAGCGACCAUGACAUCACUUCAGAAGAAGCUUUUGGAAACACUGAAAGAUUUAAGUUAUGGGGAGCUCGAGCAAUUCAAGUUGUUUCUGCAGCACAAACACACGAAGGAAGGUCUCCCAGGAAUCCCAAGACACCAGAUAGAGAUGGCAGACAGAGAUGAAAUAGUGGAGCUGAUGGUGGAAAUCUACGGCCAACAGUCUGUGGAGGUGACCAGGGAGUUUUUAACAAUGAUGGCCAUGGAUGAAAUGAUGAUGAAGUGGUCCAACCCCAAGUGGUCAAGACUCAAAGAGGAUGAACAUCAACCUGCACUGUUCAAGAGAGAAGUAACCAUGACAUCACUUCAGGAAAAGCUUUUGGAAACACUGGAAUAUUUAAGUGACAGGGAUCUCAAGAAAUUCAAUCGUGUCCUGCAGUACACUAACAUCAAGGAAGGCCUCCCAAGAAUCCCAAGACACAGAAUGGAGAUGGCAGACAGAGUUGAAACAGUGGAGCUGAUGGUGGAGAUCUACGGCCAACAGUCAGUGGAGGUGACCAGGGAGGUUUUAAAGAAGAUGAGCAGGACUGAUCUGGCGCAGAAGUUGUCAGACAUCAGCUCAGGAUCUAAAGGGCCUUCAAGAAGCUUGGAGCUUGAGGCUUGUGGAAGCACUGUGCUGGACUCCAGUGACUGGACUAAACUUGACCCUAAAAUGAACAGUACAGGUGCAGAUGAGACUCCAACUUACAGCCUACAGUCUGAAGCAGGAAACCACUUUGAAUGCAGUGUCUCUGGCUUGCGCUGGGCCUGUAAGGAAAAGGUCAGCUUUAGGUACCAGUUUUGCUCUUGGGACGAACCAAUGGAGAGGAUGGAAAGCAUCAAAUACAUACCUGCAGGUCCCCUAAUGGACAUCACAGUCAUUGCUGGAAGGUUUGAUGAUGUGUACCUGCCACACUGGAUCUGCAUUGAUGAUGUCCCUAAAAUAUCUGACAAGUUUGCAGUCCUACACAUAGAUGACUGUGGAGAUGUUGUGGAAAAAGUGUCUGAGGUCACGUCAUCCCAUGUCAAGCUGUCUGAACCAGUUUUUUCACCAAGAGCAGUCUUGAUGAAAGUUGGCAUUCCAGUGAAAAUAAACUGUAAGGUGUUAAUAUAUCAGACCAACACAGCAUUCCUGACACUGCAUGUUUAUCUGAUCCCACGUGAUCCUGGUCUACAAGAGGCAAUGGACAAGAUGCAAUUAUCUUAUGGAUACAAAGUAAUCAGAAAGCCACAUCCAGAGAAGUCCCUGAAAAUGCGUGAUCAUUUCAUCUUAACAGCGGAUUUGAAUGGUGCAAAGAUUUCUCCUAAAGACUUAAAGCUCAGAUAUGAAAGCAGAGACCCAAAUUUCUUCGAAGUGUACAUAGAAAAUCCAGACAGAAACUUCACCCUCAACCUUGCACAAAAAGAUGAGCGUCAACCAGUGUGGACCCAUGAAAUUCGAAAAGAUGAAUACCAAAGCACAGAUCAUAUACAGGUUGAAGAGAUGGGUGCACAGUCUUCAACACCUGGUCCCAGUGACGAGGAGCACUUUGUGGAUAAACAUCAAAUGGCGCUGAUCAAGAGAGUGAGCAGCAUUUCACCCAUUCUGGAUGAGCUCCUCUUCGAAAAGGUCCUUCUACAAGAGAGUUAUGGUAGAAUCAGGGCUCUGGCUACCUCUCAGGACAAGAUGAGGGAGCUCUACUCUGGUUGCCUGAAAGCUGGUGGAGCCUGCAAAGACAUUUUCUAUGAAAUCCUUGAGAGAAAUGAGCCAUAUCUUAUUGCUGACCUCAAGCAAAAGAAGUGAAUGUGUUGUGGUAAAAAUCCGUUUUAGACCAAAUGUACACUCUACCUGAACGCAAAAUAUUUUUUAUACAAUAACAAUGGGGAAAUAAUAAUGUUAGUGCCAUGUCUUUGUGGGGGUUUUCUUUAAAAAAAAUGCUCUUUUCACUGCAUGUUGAUGCUUAGUCAGAGCUGUUAGCUGCCCAUAAUUUCUCUUUUAAAUUAGUUGAAUUUGUAUGGUGUGUGUGUUGCCUUUGCUGCCCUGAUCAGUGAGGCUCAUUUCAUUGCUUCAUUUUGAUGAGAUCAGAUUUCAUAUACGGUUUAAAACCAGAUUCAGCUAAUGUUUAUCAGACAAUAAUGUCAGAAAGAAAUGAACAAAGGAUUUCACAAGACAAAAACAAAUGGAUUGAGUCUCAUUUUAACCUAAUUAUUUUAUGUAAAUUAAUACAGAAUUAUCCAAAUGAUACUCAUGCCAAAUAUGCUAAAAGAUUGUUUUAUCACUUUUAUUCUGCCCAAUAAGAAAAUGUUUAUUUUUGGAGGAUCACUGAAAAGAUUUACAUAAAUUUAAUAAAAUCUUCGGAUUGCUA